AUGACUGGCUCUGUUCUCCAUGAUCCAUCUCUCCAGGCCCGUCAUGGGCAAACAGCCACCCUCUCCGACGGGCGUCAGUUAGGGUUUGCAGAAUUUGGCUCGCAGGCUAGUGACGCGACUCCGGUUCUCGUCUUUCAUGGCCUCCCGGGGUCGCGCCUAGAAGCUGCGUCGCUCCACCAAGCCGGCUGCGAGUUGAACGUGCGUGUCAUCGGGGUGGAUCGACCUGGCAUUGGUCUUUCUUCUCCCCAGCCGAAUCGUAAACUUCUUGACUGGCCCGCAGAUAUGAAAGAGCUUGCCAAACAUCUUAACAUACAACAAUACUAUGUGCUCGGCAUCUCGGCCGGUGGACCCUAUGCCUUAGCCUGUGCAUCCCAGCUACCCGAAACCGAGCUGCUGGGGGUCGGCAUCAUAUCUGGCAUGGGUCCAUGGCACUUGGGUACCCCGGGCGUGACCUUUGAGCUGCGGGUUUUGUUGAACUCAAUGGCCUAUGCUCCCUGGUUAGCUCGUGCCUUGCUAGACUAUUCAUUUGUCGGACCCGCCCAAGACCCCAAUCCCGCGAAGCUGAAGGGGUUUGUCGAGGGGGCUGCCACACGCAUGAAUCCCUCGGAUAGGGAGUUUUGCGAGAGACCCGACGUGGUGGACACCCUAGUAGCCACUCUGAGGGAGAGCUACCGGAACGGCGCCGGCCCCACUGUGGACGAAGGCCAGAUUCUGACAUCCGACUGGGGCCUCGAGCUGGAGAAGAUCACCGCCACACAUGUCCGAAUGUGGUAUGGGACAGAAGACUGCAACACUCCAGUUUCACUGGGGCAAUACAUGGUUGAACGCAUUCCCGGUGCGAUCCUGAAAGAAUAUAAGGGCGACUCGCAUUUUACCAUUCGCAGACGUGCCACAGAGAUGCUUCAAGAGCUGGUGACGGCAGGGUGA
Molecule: messenger RNA, 927 nt
Organism: Penicillium alfredii
Lineage: Eukaryota; Fungi; Ascomycota; Eurotiomycetes; Eurotiales; Aspergillaceae
Product: alpha/beta fold hydrolase
Exons: 1
Coding region: 1-927 (308 amino acids)
Source: RefSeq, a predicted model, not a curated record